This is a messenger RNA of Talpa occidentalis (Iberian mole), 933 nucleotides long. Its product is annotated as olfactory receptor 2T1. The record is from RefSeq and is a predicted model, not a curated record. Gene Ontology annotation, molecular function: G protein-coupled receptor activity; olfactory receptor activity. Gene Ontology annotation, cellular component: membrane. NCBI's taxonomy places the organism in Eukaryota, Metazoa, Chordata, Mammalia, Eulipotyphla, Talpidae. The transcript has a single exon. Bases 1 to 933 code for a protein of 310 amino acids. Gene Ontology annotation, biological process: G protein-coupled receptor signaling pathway.
AUGGAAAGCAACAAUACAUCCUCCACAGACUUCACCUUCAGAGGGCUAUUCAUCAACAAGGACAUCUCAGGUCUUCUUUUUGCCCUCAUUUCUAUCAUCUUUUUCACAGCACUAAUGGCUAAUGGUAUCAUGAUUUUCCUAAUCCGCACUGACUCACGCCUUCACACCCCAAUGUACUUCCUCCUCAGUCAUCUCUCCUUCAUUGACAUGAUGUACAUCUCCACUAUUGUGCCCAAGAUGCUGAUCGAUUAUCUGCUGGAUCAAAGAAUCAUCUCAUUUGUGGGGUGCACAGCUCAGCAUUUCCUCUACCUCACCCUAGUGGGAGCUGAGUUUUUCCUGCUGGGGCUCAUGGCCUAUGACCGCUAUGUGGCCAUCUGUAAUCCUCUUAGAUACCCUGUCCUCAUGAGCCGUCGGGUCUGUUGGAUGAUCAUAGUAGGCUCCUGGUUUGGGGGCUCUUUGGAUGGCUUCCUCCUAACCCCCAUCACCAUGAGCUUCCCCUUUUGCAAGUCCAGGGAGAUUAAUCAUUUCUUCUGCGAGGCACCAGCUGUCCUGAAGUUGGCAUGUGCUGACAUAGCACUCUAUGAAACAGUGAUGUAUGUGUGCUGUGUUUUGAUGCUCUUGAUACCUUUCUCUGUGGUGAUUGCCUCCUAUGCCCGAAUUCUGACCACAGUCCAUCGUAUGAGCUCAGUGGAGGGGAGGAAGAAGGCAUUUGCCACCUGCUCAUCUCACAUGACGGUGGUGACCCUGUUCUACGGGGCUGCCAUGUAUACCUAUAUGCUGCCACAUUCUUAUCACAAUCCAGAGCAAGACAAAGUCUUUUCUGUAUUCUACACCAUCCUCACUCCCAUGCUGAACCCACUAAUCUACAGCAUGAGGAACAAGGAUGUGACUGGAGCUCUGAAGAGAGCACUGGGCAGGUUAAAAAGUACAUAG